AUGUCUGGUGUUACAGUUAGAGAUGUUAAUCCUCACGAAUUUGUAAAAGCCUACGCUGCAUAUUUAAAACGGUCGGGCAAAUUAGAAGUACCUAAGUGGGUCGAUCUCGUAAAGACUGGUCCAUACAAAGAAUUAUCUCCUUAUGACCCCGAUUGGUUUUAUAUUAGAGCUGCGGCGGUUGCCCGACAUAUUUAUCUUCGUAAUGGAGUUGGUGUCGGUGCAUUGAAAAAGCUUUAUGGUGGUCGUAAAAGAAGAGGUACUCGUCCUUCCCAUCAUGCAGAUUCAUCUGGAUCUAUUGCACGUAAAGUCCUCCAAGCGUUAGAAAAAAUUAAUGUCUUGGAAAAAGAUAAUAAAGGUGGACGCAAAAUCACACAAGAUGGACAACGUGAUCUAGAUCGUAUUGCCUCAGCCUGUUUAAAGGAACAACGAGAAGAAGAAUAA
Molecule: messenger RNA, 441 nt
Organism: Diversispora eburnea
Lineage: Eukaryota; Fungi; Glomeromycota; Glomeromycetes; Diversisporales; Diversisporaceae
Source: the annotation of a GenBank genome assembly